UGCCGGUGCUUCUUCUGCUGGAUGGUAGCAAGGAAGGAAGAGCUAAGCGCCGACACCUUAUAUAGCAGCACCCGAGUCAGGUGCUCAACACGUGUGCCAACCGCGGAAGCAGCUGCCGGAGCAGCUUCUGGUGCCUCUGUUCUGGAUCUGGAUCUGUUCCGUGCUGCGUUCGUUCUGCUCCCGCCCUGCUCCCGUCCGGCUGGCCCUCGCUAUAUAUACCCUCAGCAAGUGCCUUUAGGUUUGAAAGCUCCUGUUCUCUCAGGUUGGCCAUUCUCGACUUGUUAUCUUUAUGCCACUCCAGCUGCUUUGCUACUUCUACUAACUGUCUGUCUCGCUUCUGUUCCUGUUCAUUCUGCUUCUUCUGUUUUGACAUGAUUUCAAUAUUCACCUCAGCUUUAUCUGCCUCUCCUUCCACACCCAAUGCCAAUCUCACCGCCAAAUCUCCCUCUGCUGAUUCCCAGCUUCCCUCCACUUCCACUUCCUCCUCCGACCCCAAUUCUGCUGCUACUGACGAUAUAGACAAUGUUGACGAUAUCGACGAAGUCGAUGACCAAGGCCAGUCGAUAUUGAUGGGCAUAAUCUCACAACUAAGGCCAGGCUGUGACUUGUCCAGAAUCACCUUGCCCACCUUCAUACUCGAGAGAAAGUCAAUGCUAGAAAGAAUCACCAACCAGCUCCAACAGCCCGAUAUCCUACUCAAGGCUAACUCCACCCAAGACCCCACUGAACGAUUCCUACUUGUCUUGAAAUGGUAUCUCUCCUCCUGGUUCAUCGCUCCUAAGGCUGUUAAAAAACCUCUAAACCCAGUCUUGGGCGAGUACUUUACCUCCUACUGGAAUCUAUCAAAUGGCCACUCUGCCUACUACAUAUCCGAACAAACCUCCCACCAUCCUCCAAAAUCUUCCUAUUUCUACAUGAUUCCCGAAUCCAACAUUAGAGUGGAUGGCACCGUAAUACCAAAAUCAAAGUUUCUAGGUAACUCAACUGCUGCCAUGAUGGAAGGUUUGUCUAUUCUAAGAUUCCUUGACAUCAAAACAAACACAAAUAAAAAUGCCAAUACCAAUACCAAUACCAAUCCUGAAGAAAACAAAAUCCUAUUGGAAAACCAAAUUGAGGAAGAUUCAAAUCCCAACAAAUCCGCUCAAGUCGACUACGAAUACUACACUCUCACACAACCAAACAUGUACGCCAGAGGUUUGCUAUUUGGUAAAUUAAAACUAGAAUUGGGUGACCAUAUGAUCGUAAAAUGUCCCUCUUCAAAUCUCGUAGCAGACAUUGAAUUUAAAACAAAAGGCUUUAUCUCUGGAACUUACGAUUCAAUCCAAGGCUACGUCAAAGACCUCUCAAAAAACAUAAACCUAUUCGAAUUAUCCGGCAAAUGGAACGACCAAAUCUUCAUCAAAAACCUCUCUUCUUCUCUCAACCUCUUCUCUCCUCCCUCAAACGAGCUAUUCUUUGACGUCCACUCCUCUGUUCUCUAUCCCCCUCUAGUAAGACCCCUAUCUGACCAAGGCGAAUUCGAAUCGAAAAAACUAUGGAACAAAGUAAUCAUUGCUCUAAACAAAAGAAACCACGACCUAGCUACCAACGAAAAAUUCAAAAUCGAAGACAACCAAAGACUAUUAGCUAAAAAGAGAAUCCAAGAUGGCGUCGAAUUUCAUCCAAAACUAUUCAAAAAAAAUCCAAACUACAAUCCAACCGACACUUCCGCCAGUUCACUCUCGUCAACAACUGACUUGAAUCUUUCUGAUCCUUUGGAAUUUAUAUUAUACAAAAAUAUCCCAAUCAACGACUCUCCAGAAAAUAAAAUCAAGGCUAUUUUAUCAGUAGCUCCAAUUCUACCAGGCCAGUCUUUUACUCCUGAAUUUGAAAUUCCUACUUAUAAAAAACCUCAAUUGAGUUAAAGUUAAUAAGAUUAAUAAGAUUAAUAAGAUUAAUAAGAUUAAUAAAUUAAUCUGAUUGAUUUCACCUACCUCACCAACUCCAUUUGAGGUCGAAUCCACACUCACCUACUUUGCUCAGCUCAUUGAUAUAUUCAUUCACGUUGAUCCUAUUUUUUUCAUCUCACUCAUAAUUAGUACUUUAAUAUUUUCAAUGCUAUUCAAUCUUAAUCUUUUAUUUUGAUUUUUACUCCCUCAUUUUAUCUCUCUUUUAUAUACAACUUUCUUUUUCCCUUUUUCGUUUUUCUUUGGUUUUUUGU
Ascoidea rubescens DSM 1968 is the source of this 2200-nucleotide messenger RNA. RefSeq names its product oxysterol-binding protein OSH6 (gene OSH6). Gene Ontology annotation, cellular component: membrane; cytosol; intracellular membrane-bounded organelle. The record is from RefSeq and is a predicted model, not a curated record. Gene Ontology annotation, molecular function: sterol binding. NCBI's taxonomy places the organism in Eukaryota, Fungi, Ascomycota, Saccharomycetes, Ascoideales, Ascoideaceae. The coding region runs from base 372 to 1904 and encodes 510 amino acids. The transcript has a single exon.